Molecule: messenger RNA, 2436 nt
Organism: Symbiodinium pilosum
Lineage: Eukaryota; Dinophyceae; Suessiales; Symbiodiniaceae
Source: the annotation of a GenBank genome assembly
AUGGUUGUGGAACUGGGCAGAGGCCUGCUUGCCUUGAGCCUGGCCUGGGCAGUUCGUGCAGCAAACUGCCCUGCGCUCUGCACAGCCACUACGGACAACACUGCGUGGCCAUGCCGUUACCAUGCGAGUGGCUGUCAGGUCACCGUGGCAGCCAAUCCUGCCCGAGCCACUUCUCAGGACAUCAACGUCGUGGUGAUCAGCCCUUACAGCGGCGGCCUGGGAGACCUGAUGACUAUGGUGGAGCCCGUCAUCGCAGCGGCCACGCAGGAUGUGGAAAGCAGCACGAUGUUGCCUGGAUUUCGCAUGAACGUGUUUCUGGGUGACUCCAAGUGCACCGUGCCCGAUGCGACGGAAGCAACCAUCGAAGCAUGUUCCAGUGGCCCCACGAAACACGUCAUCAUGUCAGACUCCUGCAGUGCAUCGUGUGAGGCCGUCAAUGAUGCAGCGCGGUAUUUCAAUGUGUUGCAGGUGGGGCCUGGAUGCAUCUCAACAAGCCUGAGCGACUCCUCACGCUAUCCGUAUUUCACGCGCAUGGCACCUUCAUACCGCUUCAACGUAUUGGCAAUCUAUGAGUUCAUGAUGCUCAUGGGCUUUCACAGGGUAGGAGUCAUAUACGGCUACCGCAGCAUCAACAUUCUUGCAAAAGACUUGGUUCUGGAAAUGAUGCAGGACGACGUAGCUGCGGGCCGUUAUAACUGGACCGUACUUUUCACGGCGCAAAUUACGAGCGCAGGCAACGUUCCAGAUGCUCAAAGUGUGACGAUGGAGAUGCAGCGCAAAGACUCCCGAAUUAAUUUCUUGGCAUUGUACCAGAACGAGGGCUCAAUGCUGCUGUGCCGAAGCUACCGCAACAACAUGCUGUCUCCAGACUACAACUUUUUGGUCGCAUCUGGGUGGUGGAACCCGUCCUUUAUCACGGAGCGCGCAGGCGCUAGCGACUGCAACUGCUCGGUGCCGGAGCUGCAUCGCGCAGCCUUUGGUGUCAUCGCCGCAGACCGCGGGCCUAUGUUGAACACUGAGGAUGUUCAUGGCUUAUCAGGCCGCAAACUUGCCGACAUCUACAGCAACUACACGCAGGAUUGUCUCAGCUUCGGGGGUGGCAAGGGGGUCUGCAAUCACCAAUGGGCUGGCUACUUCUAUGAUGGUCUUUGGCUUAUUGCCAGUAUUCUGCACACAUUCUUGAUCGGGUCCAACAGGUCCGUCGCCGACCUGGCCACGAUUGCCUCACGCCAGGCUUUAUAUGACUUCUCACUGCAAGUGGACUUCAUGGGUCUCACCGGGCGCGUGCGGCAGUUCAAUGCAGUGAACCCCACCACGGUGCCAGCUUCUCACGGAGAUCGCGAUGGGGUCAUCCUGCUUCGCCAGGCCGGUGGGCCUCCUGAGAGCAGUUUCAACCAGUUGGCCUACCGCUCUGAGCUGGGGAUGCUUUUUCAGACGGAUGUGCUUUGGAGUCCAGACCCAGCCCACCGAGUAACCUGCCAAAGCGGCACCUGUGACCUUGCAAGCGCUUGGCUGCCCCCAGACCGCAGCAGCAGCUGCCAGCAGGGAAAGGUUUGGAUCAACGAGCUGGGUUGCAGCGAAUGUGAAGCGGGGGAGUUUGCGUCUCCUGGCAUGGCUCAGUGCGAGUCUUGCUUCUUGGGCUACUUCGCCAGUCAGCCUGGGUCAUCAGCCUGCCAGCCAUGCCAGCCCGGAAGCUACUCCCAGGCUUCCGGGGCCACAAGCUGUUCAGCAUGCCAGCCAGGUUAUUUCAGAAACUACUCCGGUGCAACGGACUGUGCAAAGUGUCCGCGGGGCGCGUACUCAUCACUACCAGGUCGUGGCGACUGCCUGCCUUGCCCCCCUGGGCUCACCACCAGCUUCGAGGGGGCCGCGGAGCGCAGCAUGUGUGUGUGCAAUGGAUUCUAUUGGCAGGAGCAAUGCAUCCGAUGCCAGUAUGGAGAGCGUUUUGACAAUGGAGUUUGCGUGACCUGCAACCGCUCCGUCAUUUGUGAUGGAGGUCUGGUUGUCGGCCUUGCUCCUACAGAUGCCGAGUGGGCCAACACCAUCAACAAGGCAGGUCGCCAGCUUACGCUCUCCCAGAAGAUGACCAACGAGUUCUUGCUGGUGGCUUUGGGGAUUGACCCUGACGAGAACACCCGAAAGAUGCAGGCCACCAUAGGCCUGUUCGGUGCCACCCUCCAGGAUUUGAUGCUCGGAAACAGCAGCUCUCAGAUCCUUGCUGCUCCCACGAAAAAUGCAUUAAGCUACCUGCAGAAUCAAGUCCAGCCCGCCUAUGCAGCCAUGGCAUCUUUUUUGAUGGAUAAUGUGGGCACAUCUGCUGGGUCAAAACUUUAUGUGCUGUUUGAGCAGAAUCUGGCCCUCCUCGACAUCUCACAGCAUGUGGUUGACUUAUUCGUGAAGGCUUUUGGGCGUUGGGUUAGUGUAGUGAACCUUUAA